Molecule: messenger RNA, 2655 nt
Organism: Ostrea edulis (European flat oyster)
Lineage: Eukaryota; Metazoa; Mollusca; Bivalvia; Ostreida; Ostreidae
Product: histone H3
Exons: 1
Coding region: 414-824 (136 amino acids)
Cellular component (GO): nucleosome
Molecular function (GO): protein heterodimerization activity; DNA binding; structural constituent of chromatin
Source: RefSeq, a predicted model, not a curated record
AUAAAAUUGUGUAUGCUCACUGAGGGUCCUUAACUGGUGAAUAAAUAAAUAAAUGCAUCUCCUUUUAAAUGUUUUUAACAUUUACUUGUCUGUCCAUACUUUUGUAUCCACAAAUAAAUGUUUACAAUUGUACCCUGAAAUCCCUUGUAACACCCAUCCCCUUCACUGUUUUUCUUUUCUUUUUUUUUUUUUUUUUUUUUUUACAAGUUUAUGAAUUCUGUGCAAAAUGUGGAUUGAAAUGUCCCAAGUCAAGACCAAUCAACGCUGCAUACCAGCGGCUAAUCGCAGAGUGUCUUUCUGAACCGCUUAACCAAUGACAAGUGUCGUAAGAUAUGAGAGCGCCGAUUUCAAUUUGCUUAUAAACUCUAGUGUUUCCGAUCGGGCAGUUAAUUCUAUCCGAAUAAUUGGAGAAGAUGGCACGUACAAAGCAGACCGCAAGAAAAUCUACUGGAGGCAAAGCCCCACGAAAACAGUUGGCUACUAAGGCCGCCCGUAAGAGCGCCCCAGCCACCGGUGGCGUCAAGAAGCCCCACAGAUACAGGCCAGGAACUGUCGCUCUUCGUGAGAUCAGACGGUACCAGAAAAGCACUGAGCUUCUCAUCAGGAAACUCCCAUUCCAGCGUCUGGUCCGUGAAAUUGCACAGGACUUCAAGACCGAUCUGCGUUUCCAGAGCUCUGCCGUUAUGGCCCUUCAGGAAGCUAGCGAGGCCUACCUUGUAGGACUUUUUGAGGAUACCAACUUGUGCGCUAUCCACGCCAAGAGGGUGACCAUCAUGCCCAAGGAUAUCCAGCUUGCCAGACGUAUCCGUGGCGAGCGAGCUUAAUUUCACUCGUGUGACACUCAAACAAACGGCCGUUUUCACGGCCACCUAAUUCUUUCGAAAAGAUGCCUUCAUAUUGCUCUUGAUCAAGAAACUUGUGAAUAAAGUAUGACUGAAUGACAUGCAUAACCCUACAUCCACAAACUACUUGACCCAAGUCUGGUAAAUUUCUGUAAAAUAAGAAAAGUAAUGAAACUACAUUGUUGUAAAUCCUGCGAAUGUGAACACGUACAGCUAUACUGUCAAAACAGUAGUAUACAUUGCAGAGCAUCAAUUGUAUAGAUGACAACAAAUGCACAUUGAAAAUCCUUGUCAGCAGGAAAGUACACAACAAACCCAGAGAAUAGCUGUUAAGAACGCAUACUUAGAGACAUCGGUAGCCUGUAGUACACACUAAAACAACCUACCUUAAUUCUAGAAGGGUCAGAUACUACGGUAUUUCAUUCAACCAACUCGGGGCUUUUGAGGGCAUGUAAAGCAUGCAUUAAUAAGAGAAAGGGGUUCAAAUAAUAGCUAGCAUCAAUAGCGCACGGAGAAAAUCUAUAACAACAACAAAAUAUAUCAAUAAAAACCCAGAUGUAGAAAUAUGUAGACGUUAGGGGGGUCAUGAUUAUUCUGAGAGGUCAAUGAAAUCUUCACUUCGUAUUACAUUCUUGCGUAUAUAAUCACAGAACAUCGUAUAUUUCAUUAUGUUAAUUCAAAUCUUGUCUGAAAUCAGUAUUACACGUGUAACACCGUGUUAAAUGUGUGCAGUGCAGAAAUGUGAACUCUGACAGUAAUAAUAUAUCUCCAGGAUUGUUAUUUAUUUAUAUUGUUGUAAUUAAUUACUAGUUAAUCUGUACACCCCCACCCCCUUGGGGGCCCUUAAUUGAUGAAUUAACAUAUGUCAUAACAUUUUAUAUCAGGAGACCAUACAUACAGUCUAACAAAGGGCUUGAAUUUCUUUUUCAACUUGCACAGAUAUAAUAUUUCUUAUUUUCAACAUGUUGAGUAGAAAUUUGCUUAGCUUGAUUAAUAAUGGAUUAUCUUAAUUAUUUACCUUUUCUCUCCCUUUUUUGGGGGGUCUUUUGGAUAUAGUAUAGUAGACUUUCACAGUUGUGAGCCAUGUUUUCAUAUUAAUUACCCUAAUAAAAACAAAUGCUAUUGUUGUGUGUUAAUUAAAAGGAAAACAAAACGAUGAUUUAAAAAAAAACCAGAACAGAAACUAAGCUAGGAAAUCUCAAAUGUGUGCGCAGAUAAAAUAUUAUAUUGCUAUCAAAAUAAAUAAAUACUUGUAUACUAGUAUACUAUGCAAGAGAAAUGUAAACAAACACAGGUAGGCGCGUUUAGCGAGAACCAAUCAAGAUGUAGCUAACAGCGCUUCUUCGGACACAACAAUCGACUAGCCGAAGUUUCAAGGUAUUAUGCGCUCUAACGGGUCGUCAAUUAGGGCUAUAUAAACCAGCAAAUUUCUCCAUUUGUCACGUCAUUCAGCACUUGUCUAUUGAUCAGCAAUCAUGUCAGGAAGAGGCAAAGGAGGAAAAGGUCUUGGAAAGGGGGGCGCCAAGCGUCACAGGAAAGUCCUUAGAGAUAACAUCCAGGGUAUUACCAAGCCCGCCAUCCGUCGUCUUGCACGUAGAGGUGGAGUCAAACGUAUCUCUGGACUCAUUUACGAGGAGACCCGUGGUGUAUUGAAAGUUUUCCUUGAGAACGUGAUUCGUGAUGCUGUCACCUACACCGAGCACGCCAAGAGAAAGACAGUCACAGCCAUGGAUGUUGUCUACGCCCUCAAGAGACAGGGACGCACCCUUUACGGAUUCGGUGGUUAGAUACUCUUAUCACCGUUUGUGCAUCC